AUGGCCGAGGAUACCUCUACGCCGGCUGUCUGGUACAAACUAAUAUUUUCUCUUAAUCACUUUUGCAGGAGUUGGACUGUCCUCAGUGGCGGUGCUCACAAACGCAAGGUCAAUAGCAUCCUGGGUCUUUUGUGCAGGGAGCACUUCCCAGGCCUGGUCCACUAUCAAGGACGGUACGAGCCGGCCUGGACGUGGGACCACUACAUCGCCGCCAACAACGAUCAGUUGGAUUGGAGCGGCAGAGCCUUUGAGAACAAGGCGGAACGGGUAAAGGGCGAGCUCUGGGAUUUUUACAGGUGUGAUGAGGGAUACGAGGAGCGGGCGGCGAUUGUGGCUCACAAUCGAUGCGUUAAACUCGUGAAGGACAUGCAUUAUGAGGUGCAAGUCCAGUGCGUCAUCAACUAUUGUGCACAUUUCCUAAAGCAGAAGAUCGGGAAGUCCGAGGCGAGGGAUUUGAAGCUGACCCGAGAGCAAUAUUUACAGGUCCCUGCGUGGUGGUGUCAUAAUGACACCGUGUGCUGGGAGCGCAUAGUGGACAAGUGGUUCGACCCCGAGUAG
This is a messenger RNA of Panicum virgatum (switchgrass), 558 nucleotides long. RefSeq lists its product as uncharacterized. The coding region runs from base 1 to 558 and encodes 185 amino acids. The transcript is spliced from 4 exons. NCBI's taxonomy places the organism in Eukaryota, Viridiplantae, Streptophyta, Magnoliopsida, Poales, Poaceae. Gene Ontology annotation, biological process: transposition. The record is from RefSeq and is a predicted model, not a curated record.